CCGGAGAGUCCGCGUCGACCUUACAGAUCCUCUGAUUUCAGGAUAAUUUACAAUCUAUUAUGAGAUGCGCUGAGAUUCCUGCUUUCUUUCCCUUCUCACGGUCGCUAUUACCAUGUUCGCGCGACCGUUUGUCUCUUCAAUUUGCAAACGGCCGGUAGCAACUCGGCUUCUCAGACAGCCCCGAAGCCAGCAUCUCCAUGCAUCAUCCCCAUUGAGCCUCCCUCGUCGAAAGGAUUUCUUCUCCUCCAAUGCAUUCCUCUCCCAGAAGCAGUCAGCAGUUGGUGAUACCGCCGAUGAAUCACAACAAGAACUUCACAAGCAGAAAAGGAGGGGUGGAAGGUCACCCGCGGCACCGACUUCAUUACGAAGAGUUGCAGUAGAGGCCCAAAGAUCGAAGGAUGGGUUUAUAUCAAAAGCACAGCUGAAAGAGCAUGGGCUAUAUCAAACGAAGGCAGUCACUGCCUACGCCGUAGCCGAGCAAUUCAAUAUUCGCAUAGUCAGAGACAUCCUUCAGGAGAAAGGCUACGAACCAGACCCCUUAGCAACAGGCCUAUACCCUCAGGUUGUCCAUAUUCAAGUUCCUCUAGACUCCAUCCGGCGAGUCAGCAAUCCUAACACCACCGGUCUAUCCUCGGACGAGGUCGGCGAUAUCUUUGUCUUCCCUUCUGGGACGGUCGUCGCGUGGGCACUUCCUGAAGGAUUUACGUCUUUUUUGGCAACCAGAACGCUACUUCCAGCAGCUGAAGGAGCCCACAUUGAUCACCUGGAAACGGAAGACCUCGAGUACGUCGAGGAUACGCAACGAGAAAACAGCAGCAUUAAAGGCGAUACCAUUAUUCUUGGGACCAAGCCGAGUAUGGAGCUUGCGGAGCCGCAACCGCCCGGUCACCAGUCCGUGAAUACAGUCUUAACGAAGGUCGCAUUUUCUUCUGGGCUGGCCCGAAGCACAAAGCUUGCUGUGCUAGAAACGCUGCUUUCCAAUUACUUUGAAUCUACGAGAGCAAUUCCGACACUUCUGUCUCGAGGAUCCCGCCUUCCUUUCACAAGAGACUUCAUUCUUCGAAAAACGGGCCAGCUACUUAGCGUUCGUGCGCAGCUAAAUCUCUAUUCAGAACUCACAGACUCUCUCCCGGAUAUUUUCUGGGAUAGUCGGCAUGAACUUGGACUUGAAGGAUACUAUGAGCAGGUAGGGCGAGCACUCGAUGUAGGCAUUCGUAUCAAGCUGUUGAAUGAGAAAAUGGACUAUGCACAGGAGAUAGCCAGCGUUCUCCGAGAGAGAUUGAGUGAGACACAUGGCCUCCGACUAGAAUGGAUCAUCAUCUUACUUAUUGCUGUCGAGGUUGGCUUUGAAGUUCUUCGGCUCUGGAAAGAACGGGCCCAGGAGCAAGCGUCUGCAGAAGGGAAGGCUAGCAACGCAUGAAUAUUCUCCAUCCAUGUAUAUUAUUAUGACAUGAUCCUCUCCUUGAUGUUGCACGUCUAUUUUCUUGUUAUAUAUUAUACCCCCUACUCUUAUUAGAAUAAAACGAAACAUUCCAAAGUUGG
Messenger RNA from Aspergillus ochraceoroseus IBT 24754, 1542 nucleotides. Its product is annotated as RMD1 family protein. The coding region runs from base 113 to 1420 and encodes 435 amino acids. The transcript has 2 exons. Gene Ontology annotation, biological process: positive regulation of mitochondrial translation. Lineage: Eukaryota; Fungi; Ascomycota; Eurotiomycetes; Eurotiales; Aspergillaceae. The record is from RefSeq and is a predicted model, not a curated record.